This is a messenger RNA of Aspergillus oryzae RIB40, 336 nucleotides long. RefSeq lists its product as uncharacterized. The transcript has 2 exons. The record is from RefSeq and is a predicted model, not a curated record. NCBI's taxonomy places the organism in Eukaryota, Fungi, Ascomycota, Eurotiomycetes, Eurotiales, Aspergillaceae. Bases 1 to 336 code for a protein of 111 amino acids.
AUGCUAUACAGACCAAACACCCUGUGGACCUGGAUCCUUCUAGUUUCCACAUUCAUUGAAGUGGUGGUGCUCAUUGCUCUUGAAGCGUAUAUUUUGACACUCACUUUGCUUGGCACGAAACCUGCUGACCUAUGGAACAGGGUAAUAUACACCAGUAUUCGAAACAAUGUUACACCCGUUGCUUGGGAUAUAUCAGCAUACAGAUGCAUACCCACUUUCUUCGUCUUGGUGACACUCUGGGUGGUAUACCAGCUGCUCCUUGUCUAUGACACAUCGGCACACUGGGGUACUAUCCAACUGAUUGGUUUGGGCAUAUACUCGGCCGCAUUAAGCUAA